This is a messenger RNA of Aspergillus heteromorphus CBS 117.55, 1512 nucleotides long. RefSeq names its product SSH4 family protein. The record is from RefSeq and is a predicted model, not a curated record. NCBI's taxonomy places the organism in Eukaryota, Fungi, Ascomycota, Eurotiomycetes, Eurotiales, Aspergillaceae. The transcript is spliced from 3 exons. The coding region runs from base 1 to 1512 and encodes 503 amino acids. Gene Ontology annotation, molecular function: protein binding.
AUGCGGGGAUCUGAGGCAUCGAGGCCCGGUGCUCUCUUCGAUGCUCCCUCGACUCUGGCCACGGCCAUCCGAGGCAAUCCGACCGCCGCUCCCGUCCUUCCAUCUACCGACCAGACCCUGAUCGCCUCCGAUAUCGAACAUGUUUUGCUGGCAAUGUCCCAGGACAAUGGCGGUCUGGUUAGCGUCGGUGGCAACUCAUCGGGUUCGACCGGCAAGGGUAUCCUGAUAGGCGUCCUCUCGGCGUUUGGUUCCGCCGCGGUCGCUGUGCUCGUGCUGGCCGUCUUCUUCUUCUUCAAAUAUACUCAGCGCGGUCGCAUCAUCCUCGAUCGCAUCGGCCGACCGGGUGAAUUCGACGAUGAGCAGGCGUUCGCGCGCGAGGAGGCGGAAGCCUUGGAGGUGAUGGAUGACUUGUCGCGGUCGGAGUAUAUGAGAGCUAAGGCAUUUAUCGAAGCCAACCCCCCCGAGUCGAUGCAAACCGAUAUAUCCUUAUCACAAUUCCUCGCGAUCCAAGAAAAGGGAGUGUCCGCGUGGGAGUUUCAACCGGAGCUGGAAAUCGCCAACUGCUUUGUCGAGGGCCGGACCGAAAUCGAAUUCUAUGACUCGGAAUGCAGCGUCCAGACUAAUCUGCCCGUUCCGAAACAGAAUGACGUCUAUUACUGGGAGGCCAAGGUCUAUGACAAGCCCGAGAACACCCUUAUCAGCAUCGGAAUGACUACCAAACCGUACCCCCUAUUCAAACUACCAGGUUUCCACAAAUCAUCGGUCGCAUACCAGUCAACGGGCCACAGGAGGCACAACCAGCCGUUCGCUCCGACGCCAUACGGUCCGCAGCUUUUACAGGGUGAUGUAAUCGGUGUAGGGUACCGUCCUCGGUCAGGCACGAUCUUCUUCACCCGCAAUGGCAAGAAGCUGGAGGAUGUGGCUCACGGGCAAAAAACGCAGAAUUACUUCCCCACUGUCGGAGCCAACGGGCCUUGUGCCGUCCACGUGAACUUUGGUCAGAUGGGAUUCGUGUUCAUCGAAGCCAAUGUCAAGAAAUGGGGUCUGGCCCCGAUGACUGGCAGUUUGGCGCCGCCUCCGCCCUACGGAAGCGAGCAAGGCAGCAUCCUGCUAGAGUCUGGCCGGGAGAGUGCUGCGCAAAUCUCCCACCGGGUCUAUCAAGACGCCAAUAACGCGCGAACCAGUUCGACGGUCCGCGUUCUGCCGUCUGCCAGCCCUGGUCCGGUGCGGUCCCCGACCGAUAUCUCGCUGGCUCAGCUUUCCCACAUCCCCUCGAACGAAGACGUCGGAGAAGGGUCCAGCCGGGACAAUGGCGGCGACGGCGAGGAAUCUCCCUUGUUGGAUACCGAUGAAGACCUGGACCAGAUCCCACCCCCCGAGUAUUCCAGUCCGGACGGCAGCCGCAGAGGCAGUGAGGACUCGCAAUCUCGGGGCCAGCCCCCGAUACCCAGCUACGCCGCCGCCGUUGGCAACCGUGAGGGCCACCACCCGCACACGGGCGACCCCCGUUGA